AAACAUAAUUCUAUAGAAGUGUCAGUUUUUUAAAGAUAGUAAAAAUCCUCUUGUUUUAUUACCUAUUUUUAACAGUAAAAUAAAAUCGGACGUCUUGGUCUUCACAUAAUUUUGGAUCUCGAUUUGGGGCACCAAGAAGAAGGCAUUUGCAUGCAUUGAUUGAUUGUUUUAACAUAUUUCGCCUAACACUUGCAUGCCUUGUUGAAGAAAAAUCUGAUUUUCUAACAGUAAAAAAAAUGGCCAGGGAGUACACACCCAGAGAUUUGGAGAAAUAUGCCCAGGCCCUUCAAAAGGCGAUAAACAGCCACGAGACCCCAGUCAAGCAGAAGCAUGUCCGUUCAGCGAUCAUCGGCACUUUCCACACCCAGAGUGCCAAAACGUUCUGGGCUUAUGCCUUACGUUUACCCGCCAUGGACGACAGGAUAGUGGCAUGGAAGUUGUGUCACGUCGUACACAAAAUACUCAGGGAAGGUCACCCCUUGUGUCUGGUCGACAGCCAGAGGCAUAGGAAGGAUCUGGACGAGAUCGGGAAGCUGUGGGGUCACCUGAAGGAAGGUUACGGGAAGAUGAUAAGACUGUACACUUCGCUGUUGAUAAAUAAACUGGAGUUUCACAGGAGGAAUCCCAGGUUUCCCGGACACCUGGGUGUCACUGCGGAAGAACUGGAAAGCAUCGCGGGCAACGACAUUAACAAUUACUUCGAAAUGACAGUGGAGAUGUUCGACUACCUCGACCACAUCCUGGACUUACAAGAAGCAGUGUUUGGUUCACUUAAUAUGGCACGAUCGAAUUCCAUGACUAACGCAGGGCAGUGUCGACUGGCCCCCUUAAUACCCUGCAUACAAGAUGCAUCGAAAUUGUAUGAUUAUUGUGUAAAAAUUAUGUUUAAGUUACACAUGACCUUACCUCCGGAUAUUUUAGCAGGGCACAGAGAUCGGUUUCUCAAGCAAUUCAAGGCGCUAAAGAAGUUUUAUGAAAGUACGAGUAAUCUGCAUUAUUUCAGAGAUCUCAUCGCUAUUCCCCCUUUACCAGAGAAUCCGCCAAAUUUUCUAAUAAUGGGCGAUUUUAGAACUUAUGUCACUCAAGAGGUCGUCGUGCCUCAGGAACCGGAACAAGACGAAGAGCCCAUUAACGAAGGUAGUUUAAUAGAUACAACCGAUGAUUCUACGAUAGAAAACCACAAUCCUACAAACAUUAGCCUCACUACGGCAGCUCAUCAGGAAAUCAUCAACGAAAGGGAGUUUCUGAGGUCACAAUGCGAGAAAUUGAGGCACGAAGUAAACGCUCUAAUGGCGAAAAACGAAAGGGACGUGGUCAAAUUACAAGACAAGAUUAGUCACCUGGAGACUGACCUUGCCACCAAAGACAGCGAAUUAGUUCAGGAAAGACAAGUCAAGGAGGACCUACUUAAUCAGUCGUUUGCCGUUGCUCAAUCGCAAGAUUCCGAACAAAAAGUUAAAAAUGAAAAGUUCGACAAACUGAAGGACCUUUACGUAAAAUUACGGGACGAGCAUAUACAGAAAAUUAGGGAGAAAGCGGAAGUGGAGAAGAAGCUGGUUGGUGCCCUGAAAAGUUUAGAAAGGCUAAACGAAGUGGAGCAAGAGAGAGAAAGACUGGUUGUAGCGGAGAAACAGAAGAGCUCUGAACUCUCUAACUUGCAGAAAGAUAAAGACUUAUUUAAUAUGGAAACGGAGAUUCUUAAAAAGAGCGUAGCCGAUGCCUGCAGAGAAAGAGACUCUAUUCAGAUUGAGUUGAUGAACAUCGUGCAAGAAAAAGAAGAGCUGAAAAAAAGAUCAGAGGAAUUGUCGUAUAAACUCCUAGACUUGGAACGACAACUUGACAACGAACAAAAGGAAGUACAAAGACGCCUAAAAGAAAUAGUAUUAAGGUCCGUCGAGAACAGCGAAGACAUCUUGAAACACGCCAUUCACGAGGUCGACAACCCCGCCCUCACCGCUCUCAUCUGCAGUCCCGAUUACCUUAGGAGUCUGACGGACGGUUGUCUCGAAUCGUUACAAGACAGCAUGAAGAUCACCAGCACGGAUUACAUUUUAAUCAUAACCACGGCUAGUAAAAUAGCCCACAGGCACGCCACAUACAUUUUACAAGGAAGGGCCACCUGCAAUACUAGUCCCGAUAUCACUUUCGGAGAAAAAAUGGCGGAAGCUUGUAAAAUUCUGGGGCAGGUCGUUUUGAAGCUGCUCUACUGUCUGAAGGAAAACCAAAGUACGGAUGUUGCGGUGAAGGAAGCAACCGAUAAGUUGGAGGAGGUCGCCUCGCUAGCCGAUAGUAUUAAUAUGUCUCUUCUCGGGGAGAAAGCCGAGACCUUGGCGGAUUUGUUGGAGAGCGAGAUGACGGCGAUGGACAAGGCUAUUGAGGAAGCUGCGAAUCGUAUACAGGACAUGCUUACAAAUUCAAGGGCAGCCGACUCGGGUAUAAAGUUGGAAGUCAACGAGAAAAUCUUGGAUUCUUGUACAACCCUGAUGCAAGCAAUAAGGCUGCUGGUACAGAAAUCUCGAUUUUUGCAGGCAGAAAUUGUUGGUCAAGGCCGGGGUACGGCCAGUGCGAAAGAAUUUUAUAAAAGAAACCACCAGUGGACAGACGGUUUCAUAUCUGCCGCUAAGGCCGUCGCAGUCGCCGCAAAGUUCCUGCUGACAGCCGCCGAUAAAGUCGUCACAUCGAACGGAAAACUGGAACAGCUGGUAGUCGCCGCUCAAGAGAUAGCUGCUUCCACGGCUCAAUUAGUCGUAGCCAGUAGAGUGAAGGCGGACAGGAAUAGCAAUAAUUUGCAGCAACUCACUCAGGCCUCCAAGGGUGUUACCACGGCCACGGGAACCGUCGUCGCUACCGUAAAGGAUUGCGGUCAGUUAAUCGAUGAAGCGGAAGAACUAGACGUGUCUAAUUUGACGCUUCAUCAAGCCAAGAGACUCGAAAUGGAUUCACAGGUGCGGGUGUUGGAGUUAGAGAAAGAGCUCGAACAGGAACGGUACCGCCUUGCCAAGCUCCGUAGGCACCAUUACCAGCUGGCCGGCGAGAGCGAGGCCUGAAGUCGUUUGAAGUUAAAGAGUAAUUAAUUACCUUGUCAUAUCUAUUUAUUAACACUAGAUGUAAGUAUUCCAAAGAUAGGUAACUUGUUGAGUAUGGAUAAUGACCUUGAGAGUUGUUAGUGUUAUAUACAGAGUAGUUUAUAUACAUUCAUUUUACCAUAAUAUAUUUUAUAUGUUCGUAUUACUUCGAUUUGUAAUGUACCAUUUACAAGCGACAUAUUUAAAACAUUAAAUUAUUAU
Molecule: messenger RNA, 3287 nt
Organism: Anoplophora glabripennis (Asian longhorned beetle)
Lineage: Eukaryota; Metazoa; Arthropoda; Insecta; Coleoptera; Cerambycidae
Gene: Hip1
Product: huntingtin-interacting protein 1
Exons: 16
Coding region: 237-3047 (936 amino acids)
Biological process (GO): actin filament organization; clathrin coat assembly; endocytosis
Cellular component (GO): actin cortical patch; clathrin-coated vesicle
Molecular function (GO): phosphatidylinositol-3,5-bisphosphate binding; clathrin light chain binding; actin filament binding
Source: RefSeq, a predicted model, not a curated record